This is a messenger RNA of Venustampulla echinocandica, 2268 nucleotides long. RefSeq lists its product as uncharacterized. The record is from RefSeq and is a predicted model, not a curated record. The transcript has 2 exons. Bases 1 to 2268 code for a protein of 755 amino acids. Lineage: Eukaryota; Fungi; Ascomycota; Leotiomycetes; Helotiales; Pleuroascaceae.
AUGUGGUCUCUCAUUCUUCUUUUCGCAUCCCUUGUAUUUGCUGCACCAACUAUCAACACGCCUAUCGGCUACUCGCCUGGAGAAUGUCUUGAAAAUGCCAGUAUCAAUGCGCCGUUGGAUUGUAACGGCGCAAACACAUAUAUGGGCGUCAAGAGCUAUACAGUCGACACUCUUGAUAUAGAAAGAUGCGCUGCAGCCUGCACUGCUCAAUCAGCCUAUAACCUCCGCCAUCCACCAGCCACAGGAAAGCCAAAAACGUGCCAGUUCUUUAACACAUAUUUGCUUUAUAAGAAUGGUGUCAAUUACCAACAGCAUUGCGCGCUGUACAGCCAAUCCUGGGACAACUCAUAUGCAACAAAUACCGGAUACCAUUCAGGAACAGACAAAUAUACAAUCGUAUCUUCAUACAGGUUUAGCAAUGCGACAGACGAGGGACUUCCUAUCUGCAGAAUCGUCACCGUUACCCAGACCACUUAUACCACCACCUGCGUUAGGACAUCUUCAUUGAUUUCAGUCUCGAGUUCUGUACAUAGUACUUCCGUUUCUACACCUUCGUAUAGUUCUACACUGGCCACCUCGCUCUCGUCCUCAGUUAACGUACCACGCCCCUCCGUGGGCAGCAAGACCGAAUCGAGCCUCUCAACCGUGACUUCUGAUGCUACGUACACUAGUUCCUCGGAAGCUGUUCCCUCAGUUUCUACAAUUAUCGACCCCACGAUUCCCACCGAGACGACUUCCUCACCAUUGUCCACACUUACGGAAUCGAGCUCCACGGAAUCCUCUUCCUCGGAAUCCACCACCCUUACAGCUUCGAAACCCUCGUCUGUGUCAAUAUCCUCGUCAGAUGUACCAAAAUCGGACUGCACUAUCGCACCCAGCACGACGACAGACUCAAGUACUUCAACAUCGAUUGUAGAAUCAACUACUAGCAGCGAAACUACCCAAUCGACAUCUUUUACCGACUCCUUAUCUUCACAGUCCAGCUCAUCGGAGUCUUCAUCGUUUUCGACAUCGACUGUAACGGAUCCUCCAAUCGGCACGCCCGAGAUAACCAGCACAAGCUCGUCUCUCGACUCUUCAUCAACUUCAGUCAGCUCGACCGAGUUCGAAUCAAGCUCUUCGAGCGUUUCCCCGCCUGAGAUAACCACUGCUAGCUCAUCUAUUAAUCCUUUAUCAACUUCAGUAAGCUCCACAGGGUCCGAGUCAAGCUCAUCGUCUGUAGUAACCGUGACAACAACUUCUACUACCUCAUCAGCCGCCCCAACACCAACCUGGAUCCUGAAUGGUGGUUUCGAAUCCACAGACAACGGCGGAGCCCCAUGGGCUGUUCCCUCCAACAGUACAACCGGUUGUACCUGGGACAUCGUUGAGUCUGCCGACGCAGUCAACGGCACUCAUUUUGCCAUCGUCACCUGCAAUAAUGCCGGUGAAGGCAUAUACGUUAUGCAACCGUUUCAAUCCACCGACAUCGGAGCAACCUAUGUAGUCUCUGUCUGGUUCCGUAAACUCACGCAAACCGCCGACAGUGCUGGAUUCAGUUGCACACUAUCAGUUGUGGGUGGGCCUGGUCUCAUUACUUCAGGCAACCUAACUCCAAAUGCUCCGUGGUCAAAUCAGAUAAAUACUUUCAAAGCAACUGCUGCCGAAACCGGGGUCGCACUCUAUUGCGGCCGUGCCUUGAACGGUGGUGCUCCGAACGGGGUUGCUACCUACACGUAUAUUGACAGUAUCGAGAUUUACCGUAUCCAAGAUCGUGGUCCUAUUGUGAUCAACGGCGGUCUAGAGGACUCCGAAAUCUCAGCGGCGCCCUGGUAUCUAGAUACGAAUCCAGCCCUUACAACUGGUACCAACGGCACUGUAGCCGUCGCCCAAACCGAUUCCACAGACGCCGCAUACAACGGCACAAACUACCUUGCUAUUUCCAUGCCCGCUGGCCCAAUAACCACAACCCUUUAUCUCGAUAUCCCCAUUGCCGUCACCGCUCCUAUUCGCUAUCUCAUAACCUUCUGGAUCCGCUCCCCAACAGCUAGCCUGGUGAAUCUCAGUUGCCGCCAAUAUGUCGCCAACAAUGAUUUCUCGAAAUCAACAUAUCUUGCUUCCCAAGGCUCAGUGAGUGCGACCGCGACCUGGGCCCAGAAGACGCUGAGGUUCCAGGCUCAGGGUUGGGAGACUAGGUUGGUUUGGGUGUGUACUAGGGGGGUACAGAUGCCGGAUGUUGUGGCCAAGUAUUUUAUUGAUGAUCUAUUGAUUAGUGAGUAUGGACCGUAG